AUGGAAUAUGGUCAAGUAGAUGGUAUACUUUAUCCCAGAAGUUUUGUGAGAGCAUUAGGAAGCCUUGUCUACUUGAGAUAUCUUAGUGUAAGUUGCGUUUCCUUGUCAUUUAUUCCAUCUAUACAGAACAUGGUGCUACUCCAAACUCUCAAAUUAGAUGUUUUCAAUACUGUAUCUAUUCCAUCAUGGCUUUCAAGAAAUAUUCUGGGCAAGCUGGGACAUUUGCGGUAUUUGUAUUUACCUCCUAUUUAUGAUAGGAGUAGACCUCCAAAGAAACAAAAACUAAGGUUUGAUGGAUUGGGCAGGUUAGAGACAUUGGAGAACUUCAGUACUGUGUGGUGUGAGGCUAAGGAUCUUCCGAAACUAAUCAAUCUUCAGAGACUGACAUUAGAAGUAGACGAUGACUAUGGUGAUGUGAAAGAGACCUUGAAAAAUCUGUCAUCAUCUUCAAAUCUCAGGUACUUGGGACUUUCUCUUAAAUUAUAUAAACAACCAGUAGAGAAUGUGAGAGGGGUUUUUUGGGAUUAUAGUUCCAUCCUUCAGAAAUUAAGCAUAAGUGGCCGGCUUGAAAAGUUGGCUCAAUUAUUUGAGAACCAACCGCGGAAUCUUAUCAAUAAUCAUGUUGCAGAAUCUUCAAUUCGUAUCACUUCCUUGACGUUACAGUUUUCCCUCCUGGAAGAUGACCCAAUGCCAGUACUGGAGAAGAUUCCUAGUCUGCGUAAACUUGAUUUAUCUGUAAACUCAUUUGUGGGGAAGGAGAUGUUCUGCUCGUCCAUGGGUUUCCCGAAACUCACCAGUCUUGAACUGUGGCAGCUCCCCAACUUGGUGAAAUGGAAUAUAGAGGAAGGCAGCAUGUCCGUUCUCACCAAGUUAGAGAUUAUUAGUUGUCCGAUGUUAGAGGAGCUUCCAGAAGGCCUCAUAUUUCUCACUUCCCUUCACAGCUUAUGGUUAGGCGGUAUGCAUACAGAUUUCAUACACAAAAUCCGCACAGUAAAUGGCAACCAAGGAGAGGACUUUUACAGAGUUGCUCACGUUCCUGUAUUAUCUAUUUCCUAA
Messenger RNA from Daucus carota subsp. sativus, 1056 nucleotides. Its product is annotated as probable disease resistance protein RF9. The transcript has a single exon. The coding region runs from base 1 to 1056 and encodes 351 amino acids. Lineage: Eukaryota; Viridiplantae; Streptophyta; Magnoliopsida; Apiales; Apiaceae. The record is from RefSeq and is a predicted model, not a curated record.